Messenger RNA from Metarhizium album ARSEF 1941, 2163 nucleotides. RefSeq names its product Zn(2)-C6 fungal-type DNA-binding domain protein. Gene Ontology annotation, biological process: regulation of DNA-templated transcription. The record is from RefSeq and is a predicted model, not a curated record. The coding region runs from base 1 to 2163 and encodes 720 amino acids. NCBI's taxonomy places the organism in Eukaryota, Fungi, Ascomycota, Sordariomycetes, Hypocreales, Clavicipitaceae. Gene Ontology annotation, molecular function: DNA-binding transcription factor activity, RNA polymerase II-specific; zinc ion binding. The transcript is spliced from 2 exons.
AUGACAGAUUCUCCACCUCCAUCACCAUCGCAGCAUGCGACUGCCCAUGCCUACGCCAGCAAUGGCCUCGAGAUCCUCCAAGCCGCCAGCGACGCUGCGCAGGCCAUUCAAAACCCUCAAGCUCUUCAAGAUGCGGCAGCCGCAGCGGCAGCGGCAGCCGAAGCAUCCCAGGUGUCCCAGCAACCCCAGGCCGCGGGCAUGCCGGGGCUUGCUCAGGGUCCCGACAUGACGCAGCAGCAUCUUGUCGCCGGCCCAAGAGGAUCCAUGCGUGAUCCGACCAUCAAUCCGAAGUUGACGCGGCUCAGAAGGGCGUGCGACAUGUGCAGCAUGCGCAAGGUGAAAUGUGACGACAGCAAUAUUCCCUGCCGGCCCUGCCGCGAGCUGGGUGUCGAAUGUACAUACGAACGAGAGACCAAGAGACGUGGCCCUCCGAACAAGCAUGCUGAAGCUGCAAAGGCAGCCAAGCGGCAGCGACUGGAGGUGGCCGCUGCUGGCUUCCCCCCGGCGUCCCCGUCGCCUCAGAAUGCCGCCAAGACGCUGAUGGACAUUUCGUCGGAUGGUAUACUAGAUGCCGAGUCCAUCGCGCCGAUGCCCGUGCUGGAGCUCCUCGUGGACGAUUUCUUCACGUAUAUCCAUCCCUUGGCGCCCUUCCCCCACGAGCCCACCUUUCGACAGUCGUUUGCCAACCGCGAAGACCGAACGCGGCCCGAGUUUCUGGGCCUGCUGGCAAGCAUGGUUGGUGCUCUGGUCGCGUCCUUUCCCAGGAGUGCAAGGGAGCAUCUCAAGGCGCAGCACAGCACGCAUCUGUUUCCCAAGGCCUUGGUUCUCGUGGAGAAGUGUCGCGACAUUGCGCUUCUGACACGCGGCAGCAAAUGGAUCUUGAAACAGCCCAAGACGUUGGACGACGCCUGCACGAGCUAUUUUCUCGGUUUGGCCGGGGCUUAUACGCUGCAGUGGAAUCCAGCACGCCAUUUCCUGGCAGAGACGCUGAUUUUGAUACGGGAACUGGGAUUUGUGCGGCCAAAGCACGCCGGGGAUUUGCCAACCUUUGGCACGGACCCGUACUCGACCGAGCCGCUGCCGUUUAAUCACGUCAAGGACCAGAUCGGGAAACGUCUGUUCUGGUGCCUCCUGCUGGGUAUUAGGUCCAUGACCCAGUUGGGCAUAAGCGGCACGGACCUGGUCAUCGCGCCGUCUACGCCGAGCUUGCCUUAUCCCGCGUAUCCCGAGAACGUCGAUGACAUCUGCGUCCUGGCGAACGAGAUUAUCCAUCAGGCCGAGGGGACCGUCACGCUGCUAACAGGAUUCCGGUUCGGCAUUGACAUUUACACGACAAUGAAUGGCGUGGUGAGCCUGGAGCUUGCGUAUGGCAUGAACACGCUGCCUUGGGCGGACCAGCGGAUCCUGCUACGAGACGGCCUGAUGGCCGCAAAGGGCAUCAUCGACAACCUUCCGCCAGAGCUACAGCUGUCCACGCAAGGGGAAGACGCGAACUCGCUGGCGACGCUGGACGAAUCGGGCUUGCAAUACGUACCGCCGGUGUGGCCCAACGCACAGCCGUCCCACGACGUGCGCAACGUCAUCAAGACGCAGCCUGCCCAGCGGCGUCGCUUGCAGUACGAGAUCCAAAAGGCGAACAUCUUCAUGUCUCAACUGGCGACGCGGUCCUACUUUGUAGAGCUGUACUUUAACCUCCGCGACGUACACGUGGCCGACGAGGAAAGCAAUGCCGUGGAGGCUCCGGGCGCGGACGAGCAAGGAAUGCAAGAGGCAGACGACAAGGAGAUUUUUGCUCUCAUGGCCGCAGAGCGGGAGUUGAUCGUCCAGAACCUUCUCGAGGUGCUGGGGUCCAUCUCGCAGCGGAACAUGGAGCCCAACGGGCUGUCGCUCAUCAACAAGAUCCGCCAGGUUGCGUCGACGCUGAUGAACGACUCGCCGGACCGCAAAGGGCCGGUGGCGAUCAAGUCGGAAGAGGCGCUCUCUCAGCUGAUUGACAUCCUGAUCAAGCUGGAGAAGACGGGCCCCGCCGCGGCGAGUCGCGCGAGCGAUCCGAACCACAUGACGGCAGAGGAUGAGGAGGACGAGCUGAGGCACUGGGCCGACUUGAGGGAGUAUCAACUGAGAUUUGCGGCGAGUGGCGGCUUUGGAGGGGUGGGCAUCUGA